GUGGGAUUUCUGAUGCCUGCAGUUGGACCUUCUUUCCAUACCCAAAGGCAGGGCUGUGGGGAUACAGAGGUUUCUGUGCAAAGGAAACGGUGCUGUUGGAAAGGCAGGCUAGUACUGAUGGGGGCUGCGGGGAGAUUUUUAAGGAGGCCUUUUCACCCAGUUUGACAACCUGGAGAGCUGAGGAUUUCGCCUGGUCCCUUUCUGCUUCCACCUGCCAUUAGGACAAUAGCAGCACGUCAGCAACAGGGCCUUCUUCUCUUUUUCCCCAGGGAAAGCCCUGUCUGGGACACAGAAUGUCUGCUUUUUGGCACUGUAGGUUUGGGGAGGUUAGCAGGUCUUUUUGCUCGAAACCUCAAAGUCCAAACAAGAAUUGGGUGUGCCUCAAAAACCUGUUUCCGGUGUUUUCUUCUUAAAAGGCUGGUUGGUCCAGCAAAUGCACAAAUGCUUCCAGUCUCCGUUUUUCCAUGCGCAAAGCCGUUGAGGCUACUUGCCUCCUGAACUGACUAAGAAACUGUCUCUCUCCUUUGCUUUCCUCAGUCCAUAAAGCUAGAAUUUCCUUGUGGGGCUUAGGAUGCGGGGAAGAGGCUGCCUCCUCUCUGAAGCACCCUGAAAGGGGGUACGUUGUCUGAGCCCCACAGGUGCUUUUGGGGCAAUGGGGAGGACACCUGCCUGGUGACCCAGCCUGCCUUGACUCUUCCAUGCCCAGUCGCCAAGAGCUGGCACCAUGGCACGGCAUGGCACAGGGACACUGGUCUUGGGCAACGGACUGGGCUUCCCGCCCAACAAUGUGGCCCGUGUGGUGGUGUGGGAGUGGCUGAACGAGCAUGGGCGCUGGCGGCCCUACACAGCGGCCGUCUGCCACCACAUCGAGAACGUUUUGAAAGAGGACGCCCGUGGGAGCGUUGUUCUGGGGCAGGUGGAUGCCCAGUUGUCUCCGUACAUCAUUGAUCUGCAGUCCAUGCAUCAGUUCCGACAGGACACAGGGACGAUGCGUCCGGUGCGAAGAAACUUUUAUGACCCUUCUUCUGCUCCUGGGAAGGGGAUCGUAUGGGAAUGGGAAAACGAUAACAACUCCUGGACACCCUAUGACAUGGACAUCUGCAUCACCAUCCAGAAUGCUUAUGAGAAGCAGCACCCUUGGCUGGAUCUGUCCUCUCUGGGAUUUUGCUACUUGAUCUAUUUCAAUAGCAUGUCUCAGGUGAAUCGCCAGACACAACGGAAGCGCCGACUCCGGCGACGCAUGGACUUGGCUUAUCCACUGACCAUGGGCUCCAUCCCCAAGUCCCAGUCCUGGCCUGUGGGUACCAACUCUGGGCAUCCUUGUUCAUGCCAGCAGUGCCUGCUGGUCAACAGCACCCGAGCAGCCUCUAAUGCCAUCCUUGCCUCACAGCGGAGGAAGGUGUAUUCGGGCAACAGCAACGGGACACUGGCAGUUCGUCAGAGCAAUACAUUCAAUGGGACUGCACUGUGGUCUUUGGGCACUGCUCCGGGUGGUGGGAUGACCAAAAUUGAACAGGUCCGCUCUGCAAAUGGUGUGCAAGUGACCACCUUCUCACGUAGUCAGAGUGCUCCCAGCCACACACAACUCCCUGGUCAGAACAACCUGAAUCGGCCUGGUACGCAGCGUGUGGCCAUCCUGAGUACCAGGGCAUCCAUCCCUCCAGGGGUUCCUGCCCUCCCAGUCAAGAACUUGAAUGGAACUGGUCCAGUCCACCCUGCCUUGGCAGGAAUGACGGGAAUCUUGAUGUGCGCUGCAGGUCUGCCGGUUUGCCUCACUCGAGCACCAAAGCCCAUCCUGCAUCCACCACCUGUCAAUAAGAGCGACAUGAAGCCAGUGCCUGGUAUCAACGGCAUUUGUCGGAAGACCAAAAAGAAACAUCUGAAGAAGAGCAAGAACCCUGAGGAUGUAGUGAGACGUUACAGCCAGAAAGUGAAGAACCCCCCUGAUGAGGACUGCACAAUCUGUAUGGAGAGGCUGGUGUCCUCAUCGGGCUAUGAGGGUAUUCUGAGGCACAAAGGCAUAAAACCAGAGCUAGUGGGGAAGUUGGGAAAAUGUGGGCACAUGUACCACCUCCUCUGUCUGGUUGCGAUGUACAAUAAUGGGAAUAAGGAUGGCAGUCUGCAGUGCCCCACCUGCAAAGCCAUCUAUGGGGAGAAGACUGGGACUCAGCCACCUGGGAAAAUGGAAUUCCAUAUUAUCCCACAUUCACUCCCUGGCUACCUGGACUGUAAAUCCAUCCGCAUUGUGUAUGACGUUCCUGCAGGGAUCCAGGGUCCAGAGCAUCCCAAUCCUGGGAAGAAGUUCACAGCACGAGGCUUUCCACGGCACUGUUACCUUCCUGACAACGAGAAAGGCAGAAAGGUCCUGAAACUCUUGAUAGUUGCAUGGGAACGCCGACUCAUCUUUACCAUUGGGACGUCCAACACGACUGGCGAAUCUGACACGGUGGUGUGGAACGAGAUCCACCACAAGACCGAGUUUGGCUCCAACCUUACUGGCCAUGGGUACCCUGACCCCAACUACCUGGACAAUGUCCUGGCUGAACUGACGGCCCAAGGGGUUUCAGAAGCCAACCUGAAGGACUGAGGAAGCAUCUUGGCCCGCUCCUUUCCUCUCUCACCCUUUGCCAUCUGCUGUGUGGAAGCGUGAACACUGCCUGCGUCUGUCUGCCUGUAUAUGUGUGUCUGUCUCUCUGCCUUUCCACCAGCACUUGGAAUAGAUCCCCUUCACUUCUCACGUUGCUUCCGCUGCCUUGACUUCAGACGAUCUCCGCACAGCAACACCAGGCUCAGUAGCCACAGGAGACCGUGAGAAUCCACCUCUCCUCCUGAAUCAGAGUUGCCAUUCUUAUAGGUUUUCCCACUGAAGGGACAGUAAAGGGAGACCACAGGAAACUGCGCAAGUGAGCAACCAAUGCAAAUGCUCAGCUGUUUCGUUUUUUAUAUAUAUCCUUGGCAAUCUGCAAUAUUCCUUCUGCCCUAACUGUAAUAUAGCACAUUAAUGUGCACACAGAUGCUCUAUAUUACAUAUAUUCAGUUCUUGUACAGGAUAUCCUAUGUAAUAGAAGAGAUGUAUGAAACCAGUCAUGUGGCUGUCGGUGUACC
Molecule: messenger RNA, 3105 nt
Organism: Heteronotia binoei (common prickly gecko)
Lineage: Eukaryota; Metazoa; Chordata; Lepidosauria; Squamata; Gekkonidae
Gene: DTX1
Product: deltex E3 ubiquitin ligase 1
Exons: 9
Coding region: 725-2587 (620 amino acids)
Biological process (GO): Notch signaling pathway; protein ubiquitination
Cellular component (GO): nucleoplasm
Molecular function (GO): ubiquitin protein ligase activity; zinc ion binding
Source: RefSeq, a predicted model, not a curated record